AUGCCCCGGCAACUGUUUUCCUCUGCGGUGCUGCUCCUUCUUUGCUUGUUGUUGAUGUGCGGCGUCAGUGGGUUUGUUUGCGCUGCGGGGAAGUCGGAAGAUGGUGCUAUCUUUUGCUGGAAGGAUAUCUCAGCUGAAGGCGAGGGAGCGGUUGACGCGCUGCGUGCCCCUGUUCUUCUAGAAGUAGGGGGUGAGCCGUUGCUCAUCGCCGAGGCGCUCUUCAAGAAGGGCGGUGCCGACGCCAUUACGGCCAUCUUAUCACAGCCCCUCACGGCAGGUGCUGGCAAAGCACUAGAAGUGAAGUUAGAGACAAGCGAGGGGAAACCGCAGGUGUUGGAUAACUGCACUCAAAGCGAGAAGAAAACAAACUUGAGCCGACCGACGGCGGUGGUGAAGGGCAAUGAUAUUUACAUGCUGCUGGGAAACUACAGCGCGGCACAGCCCGUUGGCGAAGGCGAAUGGAGGCUUUUGCUGGUGAAGGGGAGUGUCAGCGGCGGCAAAAGGAUUACAUGGGGCGAGCCUUCGCUGCUGACCCGCACCUUUACAAUUGAGGACCACAAGUCCGUGUCGCGGCUGAUUGGCGGCGGUGGGGCCGGUGUUUUAACGGGAGACGGCACGCUUGUCUUCCCGGUGGAGGCCACAAAGAGAAAGCCGGAGACCACUGGAAACACCGUGUCGCUGGUCUUGUACUCCAGCGACCCUGAGACGGGGACUUGGCGGCUGUCGAAGGGGAUGUCUGCGGAGGGGUGCGGUAGUCCCUCCGUCGUGGCGUGGGAGGGCAACAAACUUUUGAUGAUGGCCGCGUGCGAGGGCGGCCGCCGCAGAGUGUACGAGUCGGAUAAUAAAGGGGAGACGUGGAUGGAGGCGCUCGGGACGCUCUCGCGCGUGUGGGGCGGCGCACCUGCUGGCGCCGGGCCCGGCGUUCCAAGUGGGUUCAUCACCGCGACGAUAGGGGGCAGUGGUGAGGGCAGGAGGGUGCUGCUCGUCACCCUGCCGGUGCAUUCGGGGGACGGCGGAAAUGGCCAACUCCACCUUUGGCUCGCCGACGCCGCCCACGUUGUCGAUGCUGGGCCGAUACCCACCGCGGGCGAC
Messenger RNA from Trypanosoma conorhini, 1092 nucleotides. Its product is annotated as trans-sialidase. The transcript has a single exon. The record is from RefSeq and is a predicted model, not a curated record. The annotation marks the transcript as partial. Gene Ontology annotation, molecular function: exo-alpha-sialidase activity. Gene Ontology annotation, cellular component: membrane; cytoplasm; intracellular membrane-bounded organelle. Gene Ontology annotation, biological process: ganglioside catabolic process; oligosaccharide catabolic process. Lineage: Eukaryota; Euglenozoa; Kinetoplastea; Trypanosomatida; Trypanosomatidae.